AUUCAAUGAAUGUAGCCAUGAAACAGAUUUAUAAAUAAUAUAAAAGAGGUCAGCUCUGUAAGUCGCGAAAAAGUUUGAUCAGAACUUCCAGUCGAACUAAGCAGUCCUAUCGAACUUGUUGUCUCUUUUCUCUCAGCGCAGGCUGUGGUUCUAUAGAGAGUAGGCAUGUCGACGCCGAGGAAGAUGCUGAUUGAUGGGGAGCGGGGCGGUGCUGCUGGCGCAGAGGAUGAGAGCUACGAUUUUGAUCUCUUUGUGAUUGGUGCCGGGAGUGGUGGAGUCCGCGCCGCUAGAACUUCUUCUGGCUUCGGAGCCAAGGUGGCUAUCUGCGAGCUUCCAUUCAAUCCUAUUAGCUCUGAAGUUAAUGGAGGAAUUGGUGGAACAUGUGUUAUUCGUGGUUGUGUUCCUAAAAAGAUAUUGGUGUAUGGAGCACAAUUUGGAGGUGAAUUUGAGGAUGCACGAAACUUUGGGUGGGAACUUAGUGAUCAAAUUGAUUUCAACUGGAAAAAGCUUUUGCAUAAUAAGACCCAAGAAAUUGUAAGACUAAAUGGCGUAUACAAGCGGUUACUAUCCAAUGCUGGAGUGACCAUCUUUGAGGGAGAGGGCAAGGUUGUUAGUGCUAACAAAGUUGAGGUGAUUCAACCAGAUGGGUUAAAGCAACAGUAUUCGACCAAACAUAUCUUGAUUGCAACUGGGAGUCGAGCUCAGCGUGUUAAUAUACCCGGUCAGGAGUUGGCGAUCACCUCAGAUGAGGCAUUGAGCUUGGAUGAACAACCCAAACAUGCUGUGGUACUUGGGGCAGGGUACAUUGCUGUAGAAUUUGCUUCAAUCUGGCGUGGGAUGGGUGCUGAAGUUGACUUGGUCUAUAGGAAGGAGCUUCCAUUAAGGGGUUUUGAUGAUGAAAUGAGAGCAGUGGUUGCCAAAAAUCUUGAAGGAAGGGGAAUUAGAUUACACCCUGGAAAGAAUAUACAAGAGUUAAGUAAAACAGAAGAGGGCAUCAGAGUUUUGACGGACCACGGAGAUGUGAUUGUGGCUGAUACUGUCUUGUUUGCUACAGGUAGGGCCCCAAACACAAAAAGAUUGAAUCUUCAAGCUGUUGGUGUUGAGUUGGAUAAAGCUGGAGCUAUCAAGGUGGAUGAGUAUUCUCGCACUACUAUCCCAAGCAUAUGGGCUGUUGGAGAUGUUACGAACCGGCUGAAUUUGACUCCUGUGGCUUUAUUGGAGGGGACUUGCUUCUCAAAAACUGUUUUUGGCGGGCAGCCAACCAAACCUGACCAUAGUAAUGUUCCUUCUGCCGUAUUUUGCAUACCACCUCUUUCAGUUGUUGGUCUCAGUGAGCAGCAGGCUGUAGACCAAGGCAAGAGUGAUAUUUUGGUUUUUACUUCUACAUUUAAUCCAAUGAAGAAUUCAAUUUCUGG
Molecule: messenger RNA, 1415 nt
Organism: Dendrobium catenatum
Lineage: Eukaryota; Viridiplantae; Streptophyta; Magnoliopsida; Asparagales; Orchidaceae
Product: glutathione reductase, cytosolic
Biological process (GO): cell redox homeostasis; glutathione metabolic process; cellular response to oxidative stress
Cellular component (GO): cytosol; mitochondrion
Molecular function (GO): flavin adenine dinucleotide binding; glutathione-disulfide reductase (NADPH) activity; NADP binding
Source: RefSeq, a predicted model, not a curated record